This is a messenger RNA of Halichondria panicea, 1497 nucleotides long. RefSeq names its product dihydropyridine-sensitive L-type skeletal muscle calcium channel subunit alpha-1-like. Gene Ontology annotation, biological process: calcium ion import across plasma membrane. The transcript is spliced from 8 exons. The record is from RefSeq and is a predicted model, not a curated record. Bases 173 to 1246 code for a protein of 357 amino acids. Gene Ontology annotation, molecular function: high voltage-gated calcium channel activity. NCBI's taxonomy places the organism in Eukaryota, Metazoa, Porifera, Demospongiae, Suberitida, Halichondriidae. Gene Ontology annotation, cellular component: voltage-gated calcium channel complex; membrane.
GUAUGGGACUCAGCCAAAUAAUGUACAUGUGAUGAUCUCAGACCCAAGCUGCUUAUAAAAACUUAUGUACUGACGGAUUUGUAUAAAUCUACUCAAGUCUAGUAUGGCUAUCUCAGACCCAAAAACACUCCAAGCUUACUGAGGAAUUUGUAUAACUCUGCUAAAGUCUAGUAUGGCUGCAUUCAGGAGGAGAAGACAGAGCUUGUCAGAGGCUGUGGGGUCAGGAGUACGUCCUGCAAGCCCAUUUAUUGACCAGUCAUUCACCUCACUUGAAACCAGGCAAUCCUCAAGCCUUCGCCGACUCCGUGUAAACACUCUUGAGGAGGUGAACAUCUCCGAUCACGAGAUUCAGGCCCUGAGAAGUCGUGUCCUUCACCACAGGGGGUCUGUUCAGGGGACAUUUACUACAGAAAGCAGACUCCUCCAUCGAGUACGAAGAUUUAUCAAUAAGAUUGGAAGCAGCAGAGAACACUACUCAUUGUUCAUCUUCCAUAAAAAUGGCUGGUUUAGAAAAAAUGUGAAGAAAAUAGCCAAGUCAGGAGUGUUCAAGCUCUUCAUGGCUCUGGUGGUGCUGCUGCACUUUGUGACACAGUGUUUCUACAUUCCAACCAUAAACGGAGAUGAUACCCUUAUCAAUACAGUUAUCUAUUAUGUUACCGUAGUGGUACUAGUCCUGUACAUAAUGGAGGCAGUACUCAACAUCAUAGCUUACAGCCUGGUCCACUCUCCGAAGGCUUACUUACGGAAAUACGCUCAUGUCCUAGACAUCUUUGUCAUCAUUGUGGGGAUCCUGUAUAUAGCAACGUCCAAUAUUAACCCGCUGGUCGGAGAGAUUUUUGCUUCAUUUAUGGCCUUCAAGCUCAUCAAGUUGUUCGCCUUAUCGGAAAGUGUCCAGUUCAUUUUGAAGGCUCUGGCCAAGUCGGUUGCUCCUCUUUUCUACCUGGGUGUCCUCACUUUCAUUGUCAUCACCUUCCUGGCACUAAUUGGUAUACAGCUGUUUAACGGCAGACUACAUAAAGGAUGCUUCGCCUCACACCUCACUCCAGCUGGUAUAAACAGGACUGUGCUAGUGAGUGAGUUCCCCUGUACUCAAAAUCAGAGUAUUGAUGGCAGUCACAGCUGCCCAUACGGUAGCACCUGUGCAGAGUGGCCUGAGGGGCCUCGUCGCGGCAUCAUCUCCUUUAACAACAUGAUAUUUGCUUAUCUCACUGUGUUCCAAGUGAUAGGAUCACGAUCCUCUAUCUAGUCUUUCGUUAGGCUAACACCUGAAUCACUGCUUCUUCUGGUCAGUGCUGGACAGUGGGGCUCCUUCCUGUGUGUAGCAGGAGAGGGGCAGGGGGAAAUCAAAGAUCGAUACAAGAACAAAUCCACACAUCCCAGUGAUGCACAUAUCCAAGGAUUUUCUAGUGUAGUUAGCUUUGUAAACAUGAUUAUUGCAAUGUUUGUGUCCAUUAAUUUGUAUUAAGGUUGUUGGUUUACAAAAAUACCAUCUAUAAA